AAUAAUUGACUCGUUAUAACACUUGAAAUUUGGCUGUUAUGUAAAAGAAAACACUUAAUUAAUAGAAGGUACGUACCUUGAGAGAAGAAGAAGAAGAUCUGAAACAAAAGACUUUUUGGUCUUCGCUUUUGGAAAAUAAAAAGAAAAUUGGAAAGGGGCUGACUUUGUCUGGUUGGUGGUGGACCUCGUCUGGUUGGUGACUAUAAAGAUAGAGGAGUGUUAUCCAUGUAGUUCCAUAACUCGCUCGUCUUCGGUUCCUUCCUUCUUCAGAAACUAGUCGUCGAUUCUAACCGGAAUCGUCAACGUCCUCAGAUUUUAUCAGGAGAUCUUAUUGUUUCUGAUCUAAUUUACAAGAUCCAUGCUUUUGAAUCAUUGAUUAGAGAUACAAAAAAAAAAAAAAAAAAAUGGCAAUGGCACCAGUAGUUAAGCUGGUUUUAGGUUCAUUAGCCUUUGCCAUUUUCUGGGUAUUAGCAGUAUUCCCAUCUGUACCAUUACUACCAAUCGGUCGAACCGCCGGUUCUCUGUUCGGUGCAAUGCUAAUGGUUAUCUUCCAAGUGAUAACCCCUGAACAAGCUUACGCUGCCAUCGAUCUCCCCAUCCUUGGCCUUCUCUUUGGUACUAUGGUUGUUAGUAUAUACCUUGAGAGAGCUGACAUGUUCAAGUACUUAGGCACAUUGCUCUCUUGGAAAAGCAGAGGACCUAAAGACUUGCUAUGUCGAGUCUGUCUUGUUUCCGCGGUUUCAAGCGCUCUUUUCACUAAUGAUACUUCUUGUGUGGUUUUGACCGAGUUUGUGUUGAAGAUCGCUAGGCAAAAGAACCUCCCUCCUCAUCCUUUUUUGCUCGCUUUGGCCACGAGUGCUAAUAUUGGUUCUUCCGCUACUCCCAUUGGGAAUCCUCAGAAUCUUGUUAUCGCUGUUCAAAGCAAGAUACCCUUUGGGGAGUUUCUUUUUGGUGUUUUUCCUGAUAUGAUUGUUGGUAUUACCGUCAAUGCUUUGCUUCUUCUCGGUAUGUAUUGGCGGGUGUUGUCUGAUCAUAAAGAGGACGAAGAGAAAGCAGGAGAUGUUGCUGAUUCUGAAGUUGUCUCUGUUGCUGAAGAAGAUGUCACAUCUCAUAGGUUUUCGCCUGCUACGUUUCCACCACCAGCUACAUCCGAAGACUCGAACUUGAGAGUUGAUGCUGUUGAUACGCUCAGAAACAGAGCUGGUUCGGCUGGUGAGAGUGAUCUUAUAAGCCGUGAUUCAAACGCGUCAAGAGAACUACAAACCGACGCAGAGUCUCAAGGAGAGAGCAAUAACAGCAACAGUAUGUUCAGAACCAAGAAAUGGAGAAGAGUUUUAUGGAAGUCAAGUGUUUAUUUAAUCACGUUAGGGAUGCUAGUGUCUAUGCUUAUGGGUUUAAACAUGUCGUGGGCUGCAAUUACCGCGGCUCUAGCUCUCGUUGUUCUUGAUUUCAAAGAUGCAAGGCCUUCUCUCGAGAAGGUGUCGUAUUCGCUUUUGAUCUUCUUCUGCGGGAUGUUCAUAACCGUUGAUGGAUUCAACAAAACUGGUAUCCCGACCGCUCUAUGGGACCUAAUGGAGCCAUAUGCCAAAAUCGAUCAAGCCAAAGGAACCGCGGUUCUAGCAGUUGUGAUUCUUGUCCUCUCCAAUGUAGCCUCUAAUGUGCCUACCGUGCUUUUGCUGGGAGCAAGAGUGGCGGCAUCAGCAAUGGGGAGGGAAGAGGAGAAGAAGGCUUGGUUGUUGCUUGCGUGGGUGAGCACGGUGGCUGGGAACUUGACGUUGCUUGGUUCAGCUGCAAACCUGAUAGUGUGUGAGCAAGCUCGCAGAGCAGGGAGCCAUGGAUACACUCUCACUUUCACAAAACACUUCAAGUUCGGUUUACCUUCAACACUCAUCGUCACUGCCAUUGGUCUCCUCUUAAUCAGGUAAAAUCAUAGCUCACUCUGCAUAUAUGCUUUAUUUUCUCCUUGUGGAGGAAUUUCAUUCAUUUCAAGAAUCAGUCUUCAUGUGUUCUCUUCCACACGUUUGUAAUUUAAUGUUCAUAGUAUCCAUAUUUGUAUCAUUGAUAAACAAAGCUAUAUAUACUAAAACUAUAACUAGCUGAAAACGUGAUUCUACUACUUUUCAUUUUUCAUAAUAUUAAUCAA
This is a messenger RNA of Camelina sativa (false flax), 2143 nucleotides long. The record is from RefSeq and is a predicted model, not a curated record. Lineage: Eukaryota; Viridiplantae; Streptophyta; Magnoliopsida; Brassicales; Brassicaceae.